This is a messenger RNA of Musca vetustissima, 2425 nucleotides long. RefSeq names its product longitudinals lacking protein, isoforms N/O/W/X/Y. The coding region runs from base 53 to 2338 and encodes 761 amino acids. Lineage: Eukaryota; Metazoa; Arthropoda; Insecta; Diptera; Muscidae. Gene Ontology annotation, molecular function: DNA binding; protein binding. The record is from RefSeq and is a predicted model, not a curated record. Gene Ontology annotation, biological process: regulation of transcription by RNA polymerase II. The transcript has 5 exons. Gene Ontology annotation, cellular component: nucleus.
GUCAUUUCAUUGAAGAUUCUGAAGAGACAAAAACAAAACCAACAACAACAACAUGUCCGUGCAACAAUUUUGUUUACGUUGGAACAAUCAUCAACCAAACUUUAUAUCGGUCUGUUCAUCACUGCUACACAAUGGUACAUUGGUUGAUGUAACAUUAGCCGCGGAGGGACGACAAUUACAGGCACAUAAAAUUGUGCUGUCAGCAUGUAGUUCUUAUUUUCAGACACUUUUCACCUCCAAUCCAUGUCAACAUCCCAUUGUAAUUUUAAAAGAUGUCCAGUACGAUGACUUGAAAACAAUGGUCGAUUUUAUGUACUAUGGUGAGGUGAAUGUAUCGCAAGAACAAUUGCCGCAUAUAUUGAAAACGGCCGAAAUGCUAAAAAUCAAAGGUUUAGCUGAAAUGCCCACCGAUCCUGCAAAUUUAACAAAAUCUGAAAGCAAAUCAUCAAACGAAGCAACAGAAUUAGUUGGUGGUGGUGGAAAUAAUGUUAUGAGUGGUAGCGGUAGUGGUGGCGGCAGUGGCAACAGCAGUGGUGGUCUCGGCAACACUAGUGGUACUGGCAGUGUAAGCGACUCCUUAUGGGGUAGUACAGAAUUUCAACAGCACCAGCAACAACAACAUCAGCAGCAACAACAACAACACCAGCAGCAACAACAACAGCAACAUCAACACCAUCAGCAGCUACAAGCACAGGCACAACAACAGCAGCAACAUCACCACCAACAGCAACAACAACAAUUACACACGCAGCUACAAAAUAGUCAAACACAAACCUCACAACAACAACAGCAGCAACAACAACACCAUCAACAAUUAAGACGCACACCAUCACCAUUAGGCGCGGGCGCCUCACCGGCAACCAGACGAAAACGUUUACGAAAGUCAUCCAACAAUGGUUCGGGUGAACGCACCAAUUCCGAAGAUCAUAACACAUCAUUGGAUGCUGCCACAGCGGGUGGUUUAACUCUAUCACAAAUGAGUCAAAUGACAUUCGGUAGUACGGCCACGAACAGCGCUCUUGGUGGUUUAGCAGCACAUUCGCUGCAUACAGCAAAACUACUCAAAGAGGCCUCAACCAAUGACUUGGAACAUAAUCCCCAAGAUUCAGAUAGUUUAGACGAUACCCAUGGCCAUGUACAUAUGCAAAUUAAGCCGGAAGUGGAUAUCAGUGGUGUUCAACAAUCAAUGCCAUUGGAUAUAUCUGGAGCCACAACUCCCUCGGAACACGAUGCUCCCAAUUCACAAUCUGCACAUUCAGGUUUACAAUGGACGGUUGUUGAAUCAAAUUAUUCACGCUUUUCGCUGCCAUCCUGUCCCACCAAUUUAAUUGGCAAUAGCAACAAUCAAAAUCCAAAUGCCAACAAUAGCAACAACAAUUCAAAUAGUGAGCAACACCAGCAACGUCAACAGCAGCAGCAACAACAACAGCAACAGCAAGACGCUGUGAAUAGUCAACAACAACAGCAGCAACAACACUUACAGCAACUGCAGCAGUACCAACAGCAGCAACAACAAAAUUCUGCAUACUCCCCGCAAAUAAUUACGGUCAGUGGUGGCUAUACUAAUGCAGCGGCUGCCGCUGCUGUUGCCGCCGCUCAAAAUAUGUCUCCACCCUCACCCAAUGAUAGUAAUAUGGUUCAGUCGGUUUAUAGCCAGGGACCGUCGCCGUCUGCAUCACCGGCAGCCAAUAGUUCGACAACAAGUAGUGGGAAUAAUAUGACUGGAAAUAAUAACGCCAACAAUGCCAAUAUAAAACGGAAAAGAUCCGUUAAUCCACAAGGAGAUGAAAACUUCAUUAGAGCUCUUGAGGCAGUGCGUUCUGGUGGAAUUGGAUUUUGCAAGGCAGCGCGACUCUAUGGAGUCAACAAUCGAACUCUAUGGUUGGAGUAUAAAAAGCGAGGUUAUCCCGUGUCACGGCCCAGCAUAAAGUCACGCGUAGUGAAACAGGAACCAAAUCUUUCACCUUCGCCAACACCACCUGAUAAUGCCCAAGAUGACACCAAUGAAAACUACGACCAUAUGGCAGCAGCAGUAGCUGCAGCACAAACAGCGGCUUUGAACAUGCAAAUUCCACCCUCAUCGGAUACACCGACGCCAUCUCUAAUGUGCGCACCCCACCAUACCGGUACCACCGGUGGUCCUACAACUCACCCUACCAUGGGUGUAAUGAGUUUUCUUGACACCCGCCACAUGGACUUUCCAGCCAGUUUACAUUCAAUGUCCCGCCAGCGUUACAUUGAUGCAACCGGGGCCGGAGGUGGUGCCGGCACCGGUACUAUAAAUGUGAAUCCAGCUGCUGCAAUGAAUCUACAGAGUAUUAAUUUUAACUCAAUAUAGAAUUCGAUGUCAACGUCUGCGGGACAAUCUGCGACUAUGUUAGCCACAACUGAUGCGGCAUUGCCCAUAAUACCGAUGCAUUUGCAC